CUGGAUCCGAACGUGCCGGCCAAGUACCACCCGUUCUACAUCACCGACGAUCCAGUUGGCGGAUACGAGCAUCAACCGGAAGAGGAUCGCAAGAACAUACGCAUCUUUGCCGGUGUCCAUCGUAGUCGCAGCGGGAAGCUGAUGCCGACCGGCGUGGGUCGUCUGUGCAACUGGACCCCCAAUCAGGAUGGCCCACCGGCGGACGAGUACCCGUCGUUUGGAGCUUAUCAGCGCAGUCUAACGCUAAAGUGUGACAGUGGUGAACCGGGCAUCAUCACCUGGACGCCGGAUGCGGACACACCGGAUACGGUGUACUAUCAGUGCUACAGUCACCGUUACCUGGGCUGGCGCAUUAACGUGCUCGAUUCGUGCGACGUUGCGCAGCCGAGUGAGAUUGACGAGGUGUACGCCGAGCCGAGCGAGGGUAUCUCGGCGGAGGAAUCGAUCCGGCACGAGUCGAAGGUUCUGCCGGCCGACAACUUCCUGCAGCAGCACGAGAACUUUCUGCAAAAGCACGAGAUGGAUUUGAUCAAGCACCACAAGAUGAACCCGGACACGAAACCGGACCAGUACGACAUUAAUCUGGAGGAGCACCCGGAAAUGACGCGCAUCAUCGAGGACGGUAUCCGGGCGGCGGAAGAGCUGGAGGAGAAGCUAAAGGCCAACCAGACGAUCGCCGGUAACCAGACGGUGGUGGUGGUCCAUGGUGUGCACGGGCCACACGGCCCUCCUGGUCCACCGGGACCACCGGGUCCCGGUGGUCACCGAUUCCCAGGACCUGGACCGUACCCGGGAUCGGUGAAACCGAUCCUGUCGUCUUCCGGACUGCCGGUCUAUCUGCGCCCCCCGAAUAGUGGGCCUAUGUUCCGACCCGUGAAGCUUCCCGUACGCCGACCGAUCGGCAUGGAGCGACGCCCGGUGCAGGGUGGUGGUCGCCCAACGCGUCCCUUUGUCAUUCCGCAGCCCUCGAUGAUCGUGAACCACUACCAGAAGCCGGUGGCUCCGUUGAUGCGUCCGUUUGUCACCAAGAAAAAAAUGCCGAUUAAGGCGAUUGCUCCGAUACUGCUGCUGGGUGAACCGUCCGAGAUAAAGGCUCCGUAUCGGAAGCCGACGGUAGAAAUGCUAGUCGGUAAGCCACCGAAACCGAUCGGCCAUGGCGGCGGGCUUCAGGGAUCUUCACCGGCAGGGCCCCCGUUCACCAUGCCCGACAUGCCGCCCCACCUGAUGACGGUGAACCUGAAGAAGAACGAACCGGUGCCGAUCACACUUCCGAUACGGCACACCGGUAAGCCGGUGAAGGACUCGCUGAAACCGAACAUCAAGCCGAUCUUCAAGAUUCCGUUCUCCGAUGUGCCCGAGCAGAAGGUAUCGUACGACGGCUUGGCCGCCAACCAUGGAUUUAUGCCGAGCUCGGUGGUGGUUGAGAGCGGCUUCAAGCCGAUCUACCGCCGGAAGGAUGACUAUGAUGCCGAGUUCGAGGACAAUCGGGCGCACGGAUUCCUGCGGCGUCAGGAUGAUGAUAUUGAUGAGGCGAUCGAAAGCGACGCCCUGAUGAUUCACGAUCAGGACGAACCGGUCAAGCAGACGUUCGAGCCGAUGUUCAUACCGUCGCCACUGGACAGUAUGGCAAUGGCGCACGUGAAGCCAGCCGGAACGGGUACCACCGGGAGUACACGGCGCAACGUGGAGAUCCUGCCAGACGAAACGGCCGACGUGGUGGAUGAUCGAGACACACUGGCGGCUGCCAAUGAGCGAGUGGACCCAUACUACCUGCCCCCAAUCGGAACCGAUGGAUCGGUGGUGUCCUUUGAUGGAAAGGCCGUGCUCGAUGUCUCGCUGCUGAACGGUCCUUCCGAAUCGUCCCACACCGAACCCUUGCCACCGUCUGGCGGUUCCAAGACGGAGCAACUGGUUCGUGAGGUUCCCCAGUUCGGACCAUUCCGUGGGGAGGUUCCACCGAUAGCGGACUACCUUGCGCCGGACACGGUCGCCAUCUACGGAACGCGUGGUGUGGCCGCUGUUCCGGCCCCGGUUUCCGAGUACGCGAAUCCACUGCUACCGGGUGGUAUCAGUCCGCUGGACGGGAUGGCGAGUAGUGGCGAACAGCAACAGCAAGCGGCCGAUAAGCCGAUCUCGACCAAGCUGUCCAUCGUGAAGCCGAGCAAUCGAGAUGACAGCUCGGAGGAGGGGCGCAACGCCCGUAGCAAACGAUCACCGCACCACCACCCGGACCAUCACGGAGACAGCCACGAUGACGGCUGGCAGCCUCCGAUGGUCCCAGCCAGUGGCGCCAGCUGCAGGGCGAUGCUCGCCGGUGCUCUGCUGGCCGUCGUUCCUGCGCUUCUGGUUCGGUGAACGCCACUGAACGGUUCCCGUCAUCGGGGCGGUAGGCAGUAUUAGCGGUACGAUUACUUUAGGCUUAUAAUUUUAUUUAAAACAACCCACACAGAU
Molecule: messenger RNA, 2451 nt
Organism: Anopheles bellator
Lineage: Eukaryota; Metazoa; Arthropoda; Insecta; Diptera; Culicidae
Product: protein Skeletor, isoforms D/E-like
Exons: 2
Source: RefSeq, a predicted model, not a curated record